Messenger RNA from Pseudopodoces humilis (Tibetan ground-tit), 3771 nucleotides. Lineage: Eukaryota; Metazoa; Chordata; Aves; Passeriformes; Paridae. The record is from RefSeq and is a predicted model, not a curated record.
GUAGGUGACUAUGAACUCAUCCCUCGGCCCUCGCAGAAAGUUUGCCGCCUUCCCCCCCUGCUCCCCUCCCCUCCCGCCCGCUGGCGCGGCAGGAGGCAGCUCGCAGCCCGGCGCUGGCCCCGGAGUCCCCGCUCCUGCUUAAUAUUCCGCCCGCUCCGCCGAUGUUGUGCUUGGCUCCGGUGGGACCGCAACUCACGGCGUGAAACCGGAGCCAAUUUUCUGUCUUAGUCUCGCAGUGUUUUGACUGGAGGCAGAUCCAGUUCAGUCCGAUCGGGGCUAGUGGAAACAACUACCUAAGUCUCCGCUGUCUGUGUCGUUUGGGAGGGAAGAAAGAAGAAAGGAACGCGAUCCCGGGCUGCUGGGCGCGCUCUCUCUCUCUCUCUCUCACACACACGCACACACGCACGGCAGACACACGCACCCAGACAGGCAGACUCGCACCCCGCCGGUGCCGAGCGCGCCGUGCCACCGCCGCCGGGAGGAAAUGGGAAGCCAGUGAGCGGAUCCGUGCCGGUGCCGGCGUCCGCGAUGACCCUGGUGCUGCCCAUGCAGCGGCUGGGCCGCCCCAUCGCCGCCGAGGGAGCCGCCGACCUCGCCGCCUACCGCGCCCUCUGGGAGCCGCCCUGCUGCGGCCGCCCCGGCCCCGCCGCCCCGCCGGCCCCGGCCCCAACCCCGCCGGCCACCGGGCCCCCCGCCGCAGGAUCACAUUACAGGGGAAUUUCAAAUCCUGUAACAACAUCCAAGAUCACAUACUUUAAAAGGAAAUAUGUGGAAGAAGAGGAUUUUCAUCCACCACUCAGCAGCUGUACACAUAAAACAAUCUCCGUGUUUGAGGAGCGGGCCCAUAUUCUUUACAUGUCUUUGGAAAAGCUGAAAUUCAUUGAUGAUCCUGAAGUCUACCUGAGGAGAUCCGUCCUCAUCAACAAUCUCAUGAAGAGAAUCCAUGGAGAGAUCAUCAUGCAGAACAACUGGUGCUUCUCCACCUGCUCCUUCAGUGGCACCUCCCCACAAGAGUGGUUUGUGCCUCAGGACUGUCCAUACAGAAAACGUCUUCGGAUGGCAAAGGAGGAGUACGAGAAGCUCCACAUGUGCUGCUUCUAUCAAGAAUGUGGUGGUCACUACUUAAAUCUACCCUACUCUGUUAAUGCUAGUACAGAAAGUAAUUCCUCCUCUUCUUCCUCCUCCUCCUCCUCCUCCUCCUCCUCCUCCUCCUCCUCCUCCCCUCCCAUUUCUUUGCCAAGCUGUUCCCAGCAGGUGGAUUAUGAAGUUGGCAGUGCACCUUCUUACAGAAGUGAUGACCAGAUACCUGCUAAUGAAAUAUUCAUCACUAAUGGCAGGUCUCACAGUAAUCAGGAAAAGGCAAAAUUUAAUGACGAGAAAGGAGGUAAUGAACCUGAGAGAGAGAGCAUCGCCCUAAACUGUGAACCUCUAAGAGGUACCCAUGCUCUUGAAUGUAAAGGCAAAUUUUAUGACUAUUUUGAGACUGGAUGUAAUGACAAGAUCAACGUAAGUGAAUCUUGGAAAAAAUCCUUAAGGAAAAAGGAAUCUUUACCAAGUAAUAAAAUCUGCUGCAACAAAGGAAGUAAAAUAUGAGGCAUCUUUCUUGCUCUAUUGAAGCAUGCACAGCAUGUUCCUUCUCUAUCAAAUUUUUAUUUUGAAUGGAUUUUUUAUAGUUUUCUACGAAUGGUACAAUCAUGCCACAAACAUGACGUGUAGAGUGGAGAGCAGAUUGUGUAAAGUGUCUCUGCCAUCCGCAUCAGCGGCUAUUUAUAAAUGUGGAGACCAGAAAGAACACAGUUGCAUUACUGCUGAGCACUGUAGUCUGUCUGUGCAGCUAUGGUGGAGCUUUCAUUGCUGAAAAUGCCAAUCAGCCAGAUGGGGAAAACAUAUCGUUUUACAUAUCCCCGCCCCCAAGAAGUCUGCCAUUAAUUAAGAAGAACCUCCAUUAUGUUUACCAAGGAGUUAGAAGUCUGGUAAACAAAUUGAUGCUACCAGCAAGGAUGAUAUGCUCCUUGUAACUCAGUAUUCGUUUUGACAAAGGACUGUCUUCAUGGAUUGGGAAUAAACCAUCCUUAUGUUUUGUAGUGAUACUCUUGAAUUCCUGUAUUCAGUGUCUUGUUCAACUGACAAAAUAGGACAUAGCAUAAAGAAAUAACCUGUUUAUGGAAUUUUAAACAGAAAUCAAACAUGCAGCUCAACUACUUGCAUGUUUUCACCUCAGCUGUAAUAACUAAUGAGGUUUGUUGUUACACAGGGCAGGUUUUUUUUUGGUGCCUUACUUUUUGUCUUAAUUUUUGCCAGUGUGAAAAUUAAGUAUGAAUCUGAUACAGCAGGGAUUUAACCUAAACAGAGAUAAAAAAGAAACCCACAGGGUGGAUCAAUAUUAUUAGAAACCUUUAACCUUUGAAGUACUGAGUUCAACUUCCUAUUCAAACAUCUCUGUUCUUCCUUUUUGAUGCUCAAUUGCUUUUUGAUUUGCCAUCCUUAGGAAGGGAUUUAAGAAACAAUAGAGAGAUGUCUCUUGUAAACAAGCAUUCGAUGCUUGAGUGUUUCUAUGGCAACUGUCUGUUGCUGGGGCUCUUUUUUUUUCUUCUUCGUAUAAUGAAGUUCAUGACCCAGCGGCAUGUUUUAUACUUUAUUCUGUUUCACAUAAUUUCUCUCUUUUAGAUUGCAAAAGCAUGCGGGAGUUUUCUAUGACUUUUGCCGUUGAUUUAAAAAAAGACAAGAAGGCAAAAAGCACAAUGUUAAUUAAUAAUGUGGCGAUAAACACAGUUUUAUCUGAAUGAAUGUAAGGGGCUUAAUUUUAAAAAAGAACAUUUUGGAGAUUUCAGUGGAGAUUUAGUCAUCCCUAGUUAGAUUGAUUGCAAAAGUGUGCUGUGUAAAAUGCCCAGAAGGCAUCAGUUGGGAUUGGACCAAGAGUGAGUCUUAGAUCCACCAAAUUACUUAGUUGCCACAGUCCCCAUAACAACUGGCGGGAUGUGCUCUGCAAGAUCGCCACAUCCAGGCCACAGCUGACUCAUAAAUAGCUGCCUGUUCCCACAGCAUCUUGCACUCAAGUGACAUCUUCACUUGCUUCCUGCCCAAAGGGCAAGAAAAUGACCUCUGUGCUGGGGGAGCAGCCAGCUUGGUGCAGGGCGUGAGUGACCCCAAGGGGACAAAGCACCAGGCUUGGCACUGGAGUCAGACAGGUCUCUGGGUCUGAGACCUCCUGCUUUGGGUUUCAUGGGUUCAGCUGGAGGAGUCCUGGGCCAUGCUUAUUUUGGGUAGCAAACUACAUUUGCAAACUGUAUGGUCUUUCUCAGAAAGCCCAGUGGUCACAGGAAAAAGCUCCCCCCCCAGCCAAGGAGACCACAAACACAGCAGGAUAUAAAUCAAUGAUAACCUUUAUGAAGUCAGGUGAGUUUAAACUGAUUUGUUUAUAAGGGUUAUCAUUGUGAAAAAUGACAAAUAAUGAAAGUGCAACUCCCACCUGAUUUCUCCAAGACAGAAGCUUUUUUAUUAAUAAUAAUAAUAUUAAAUAUAGAUCUCAUUCAUACAGUGUAUGAGUAGGAUCAUCAUUUAGACAUUUGUCCACAAGGACCAAUUUUUUAAAAAACCUGAUUUUUCUUGUGUUAUAUCCAGAUAGUCUAGUAAUGUCUGCUCUUUUCCAAUAUUUGAUAAACGCUUGAUGUUUUAAGCUUAAAUAUUAGAUGCUUGUAUACUAAUGUGUUGUUGUAGUAAAGUGAAAUUUCCUUGAUAUAUAUUUAUUAAAAUGACCAAAAUUCAUUUUAA